Daldinia decipiens is the source of this 1530-nucleotide messenger RNA. RefSeq lists its product as uncharacterized. Lineage: Eukaryota; Fungi; Ascomycota; Sordariomycetes; Xylariales; Hypoxylaceae. The transcript has a single exon. The record is from RefSeq and is a predicted model, not a curated record. The coding region runs from base 169 to 1173 and encodes 334 amino acids. Gene Ontology annotation, cellular component: nucleus. Gene Ontology annotation, biological process: mitotic sister chromatid segregation; kinetochore assembly.
GCUAGCUGCAUAUUUUCUGCAAUAUGGAAAUAUACACACGUCCAUUACGAACUGCAAGCUGCAAGACAUCAACCGCAUUUUAUCCUCCUGCAAAUAUCGUUUUCCGAUAUAUUAUAUAUUAGAGGCCCUGUCUUGGCAUCCUGAAUCAUUAAAUACUACCACGAAGAGAUGGAUAGCGGAGCGCGUCUUAGCGACGACUCGGAUCUGUUUCACACGUCCCAUCUCCAAGCUACGGUGAGGGAGCUUCAGGAGAGAGUCAGGGAGCAUGAGGCCGCGUUGAACGAGCUGCGCGCUACUCCAAGUGCGCAUCGCACAAGCCAGCCUUACCCCCCAACAGCGCCAUGGGAUAUCAUGAAGAUAGCUUACGAUGAGCUGGCAUCGCAAACACCAUUCCUUCCGUUUCCGGAAUCUGUAUUACCUGCUCUUCUAGCACUCCGCAAAACCCACCAGACUGUGGAGGAGACAAAGGCCUAUCUAGCCUCUCAUAAAGACUCAGUUGAGAAGACCAAGCGACGACUCGAGGUUGAGAAGUCCAAUCUCGAAGAUCAGAAAGCCCUUUCGCAGAGUUUGCGCAAUCGCAUACAAUCAUUGCGAGAUGGCUUGGAAAGCCGAAUGGAGAUGGGACCGGAGGACAUAGCUGCAGAACGGGUAAACGAGCUGAAGCAAAAGAAAAAGUACUACGACAAGGAAACUUCUAAGCUUCUCAAAGCGCUGAGGAAGUUUAUCGACGAGCAUCUUGCGGGGAUGCUUGCUGCCGAAGAGCUCGGAGGCCCUGUUGUUGGCGAUAUCAUGGACAUCGAUGGGUCCGAUCUCGCCGCAGGAUUUAGCUCCCAGGGCAAGCUGAAAAAGGCCAAGGAGAAUCCCGAUGAGGAUAAACGACAAAGGCGUAUCGACGAGAUAUGGGGUAUACGAGAGGAUGGCGAGCCAACAGGGAGAGCUAAGGCAGGCAGCCGGGAUGAAGCUGCGGCCGCGGGUGAGGAGAUGCGUACCUUAACAGAGGAACUGCUCAACGCCUUAGCACAAUCCGACGGCGAUAGUUCAGCCGCCUACGUCCAGCUUCCUAGGGAGACGGCAGCUGCAAGGUUCCUAGUCAGGUCUAAAGUCGCGCAGUUUCACCCUAGGGACUCUACCAAGCUCCGGCUAAUCGACUUUGGUAAAGACUUGGAUGAAUAACCUGCCCAAGCUUCCGCUUCCGGUUUCACGAUUUAUACAUGUACAUGCAGAUGCAAGACAUUGCAUAGACUACUGUACAUGUAGCUAUCAAACUAAACUAAGAGAUUGUAUUCUCUAUAAUUAGGUAGGCUUAACGUCUAAAGAUUAGGGGUUUUUUUGGUUGAAUUACUCAGUUCAAAAAGAGCGACCCAAAUAUUAACUUAGGUGGCGUUUUAAGGACUACCAUUAUUCUACCUACACGAAUACCGAAGACAAUUUUAGAACAAUGCGCCUCCGCGUUUUCCCACUUGUAAUUUGUAAUAUAUCUACGAUUCCGAGAUGGCGGAAACGAAGAAUCAUGUAUCACGGUUGACAACA